AUGAAAAGAAAAUUGGGUAUUUUUAAAAACUUGCAACAGGAAUUAUGCUGUAAUCUUGAGGAAUUUGAUAGAAAGCACUUCUAUAUAGAAAUGAAAAAGGAGGGUAAUAGAUCUAAUACAGAAAUAUGUCCAUCUAAAUGGAGUAUGUUUCUAUUUGAAGCAAUCAGCUAUUUGCAACGAGAUUUUGAUAGAAAAAGAGGAGGUUAUAUAGAUAAGAAAGAGGUUAUAGCUGAAAUUCAUAAAGAAAUAUUUCCAGAAA
Molecule: messenger RNA, 259 nt
Organism: Dentiscutata heterogama
Lineage: Eukaryota; Fungi; Glomeromycota; Glomeromycetes; Diversisporales; Gigasporaceae
Source: the annotation of a GenBank genome assembly